Molecule: messenger RNA, 2570 nt
Organism: Dothidotthia symphoricarpi CBS 119687
Lineage: Eukaryota; Fungi; Ascomycota; Dothideomycetes; Pleosporales; Dothidotthiaceae
Exons: 2
Coding region: 103-2283 (726 amino acids)
Biological process (GO): mitochondrion inheritance
Cellular component (GO): mitochondrial inner membrane
Source: RefSeq, a predicted model, not a curated record
CUCCCGCCCUGUUCCCACUCUGCGCCGCUUCCUGCCCGUCGCACAAACACGCUCGCACACUCAGCACUUGCGGGCUUCGACCAUGUGGGUGCCGCAGUUAUAAUGAACGGACAUGUAGGGCUGGCGUUGGGCGCGGGUCUGCGGCGCUCCGUCGUCCAGCAGAGGGGUCGUGUGCUUCCGCGGGUUGGCCUAGGACUGGAGCUGGACUUGGAGCCGGGGACUUGGUCGCGGUCGCCAUGGAGGAACGGACGGACCAUCGCCUCGAGUGCGCAGAGCCCCGCGUGCUCGUCGACGGCUUUUUCUCGGUGCGCGCAAUCUUCACAUGCAAGACGCUUCUCGGCGACUUUCCCACGCCCGUCGAUAUCGCAGCCCGCAGACGUCCAGCAGAGUGUCACGCUCGCUGUGCUGUCUGCUUGGAGCAGGAGUGCCUCUACUAGAUGCACCUCACAAGCAAGAGGCAGCGCCUAUACCAGCCAGCGGAACAAGAGCUCGUCCACGAAUGGCUCGUCCAAGGAUAAGCAGGCCGCUGCUUCCCAGACUCCGCAGGCCACGCUCUCGCCUCAGCCUCAGCAACCCCCCAACCCCUCGAACCCUGCCCCAGAUACCCCGCCUGAAGCAUCGCCUGAAGCACCGCCAGCUGCCAGCAAGCACCUGCUCGACCGCCUCCCGAACGCUCUCCCACACCUUCCACACCUGUACCGCCCGAGCAAAGCAGAACUGCUCGAGGCAGCAUCAGGCUUCUUCUCGCGCAUCAAGAUACACUUCAAAUGGCUCACCAUAAGGAGCACGCGGCCCUUCAACGCCGACGAAAUCUACGCCCUCUUUUCCUGGGUGCUGGCUGCCCACGCCCUGUGGUUCGUCCUGGGUACCACGACCUUCUUCAUGCUGACUGUCUUCCUGAUCAACACUGCCUUCUCGCAGGAGACGCUUGCCAAGUGGAUCGGCAACUACCUGACCAAGUCCUCUGGCAUCAAGGUCGUCUUCGAGACUGCCGUGGUUCCCAAGUGGAAGGAUGGCGUCAUCUCGUUCCGGAGGGUGUUCGUUUCACGACGACCCGGUCAGGGUAAAGGAAAGGUCAGCAAAGGGUCACAAACCGAGAUGGCCGCCGCAGCUGCCGCUAUAACACAGCAAGAGAAGGACGUGCAAGACGGCGUCGCCGAGGAGGACACAAACUACACCCAGUUCGAAGUCUCCAUCGACACCGUCAACGUCACGCUGUCCUUCUCCAAGUGGUUCAACGGCAAGGGGCUGCUAAAAGACGUCGAGAUCAAAGGCAUUCGUGGUGUCGUGGACCGAACAUCUGUACACACAAUCGAAGGUGUGAAUCCCAGGUCCUACAAGCACGAGCACUCUGCGGGAGAUUUCGAGCUCGACUCUUUCAAGAUGGAGGACCUACUCGUGACCAUCUACCAGCCCGAUAGCUUCCGUCCAUUCGCCGUCAGCAUCUACUCCUGCGACCUCCCUCAACUGCGAAAGCAGUGGCUCUUCUACGACUUCCUAUCCGCCAACAUGAUGUCCGGAUCCUUCGACAACUCCCUCUUCACCAUCCACCCCCGCCAAACCCACAACUACACGGGCACGCAACUCAGCAGCGGCCGCGACUCGGAAGACGGCAGCACCUGGAAAAAGCACAGCCGCAUCCGCAUCGACGGGCUCAACAUCGACCACCUGAACCGCGGCUACGACGGCCCCUUCUCCUGGAUCCACGAAGGCAACGUCGACAUCGUAGCAGACAUCAUGCUCCCCAACGACGACGACGACAGCAUCGCUAAAGUCAUGUCCGACAUGUACGACCGCGUCGAAGCCACCGUCGCCCAAACAAGCCGCAAAUACCACUUCUCCGACCACGCCGCCCACGGCUUCGACCACCACGACGACGAGCACCCCGACGACCCACACCAAGAAGAAGACAAACGCUUCAUGAUCAUGGAUCUGCGCGUCCACCUCAACGACGUCCGUGCCGCUGUCCCCAUCUUCACCCGCGAUAUCUCCUACGUUAACAACGCGCUCGUCCGCCCUAUCGUCGCAUAUAUGAACUCGAAACGCACGUUCAUCCCCCUGAACUGCAGGGUCGUCAAGCGAGUCGGCGAGUUCGACGGUAGCUGGACACUUUAUGAUAGCGGGCUUAUGGAGGAAGUUUCGCGCGAGAUGUACGACGCUUUCGCCCGCGACGUGCUCGAUGAUCGCACCGUGCGCAAACGACGGAUUAAGAAAGUGGGUAUUUGGACGCUGCAACUCGCUGCUCAGGCACUGUUUUUGGGAUUGGCGGGGAAUAUCGCGUGAUCUUUCUUUCUCCUAGGCGAGGAAAGGUUUACGUAGAUGGAAGGGAGGGAGUGGAGGUUUGUAUAUAUAUCAUCAUUGCUAUUGCUACUACACAUACCUAUACCUAUACCUAUACACCUAUACACGGAAAGGCAGGGUAGAGUAAGGCGUUUGGAGUCGGAUCACCGAAUGAGGUGUGGCGAUUUGCUUGAGAGGGCGGGCGGGUUGUUUUGCGGCAUAGUUAUGUAUGAUUGUACGAGUGAAAUGAAUGGCAUGGAAUGGCAUAAGUUGAAUGGAAUGAAAUGAAA